UCAACAAAUAUGGCGUCCGCGUCAAUUUUCCGCGUAGUAUUGUCGGUAAUUUUAAUAAAUUACGUUAAGACACAGCUCUCAUAUUUCUCCUUCAGCUCAGCAAUAACAUUAAAAACUGUUUCCGAUUGCAUCCAAGAAGGUCCUGUCAGAGAAUUUUACGAUAUUUCUAAAUUAAAUUGCAUACAAUGUUCACAAGAUUCCACCUUCCAAACUCAAAGUGUAAAUGGUCUGUCAUGUGUGUGCCAGCCAGGUUACAGAUACAUAAAGAACUUCGGAGGUACAGAAGUGCAGUGUGCGCCCUGUGCUGCUAACGAGGUUGUAUCGUCCAGUGGGUAUGAGUGUGUGCAGUGUCCCACUGGCUCGGCCCCGGAUGCCGUCACCAAGGUCUGCACCCCUGCUUGUACAGAGGGGGCAAUCAGUCCAGAGAGAAACAUUGAAGGGGUGCUGCUGCAGACCCGCCAGUGUCAGGAAUGUGUCAAUGGCACUACACCAAACAAACUCAACAACAGGUGUGAGUUGUGUACGAACGUAAUGUUGAACAUGACCCAUCCAGCAAUCGGCACAAAGAACUGUCAGUGUCAAGGAGGCGGCAUAAAGGCCGAUGGCUUCUGUUUUGUGGCUGGUACCUUUGACACAGUUCCUGAUCCAUCAUUCGUCAUCCCAGACACUGUGCCUGCAGCCUCACAGUAUUUUGAGGUAAACCUACGGGCCUCAUACGCGAUGUGUAAUAUCUACAGGAAUGACACUGCAUGCCAGUUGCUAGGAAACCUGUGUGUGCUCACGCUCUACCAGUACCUGACUGGUAACCUCGACAAGACGCUUGACACUGCAUGUGAGAUGCAUCUUACAAUCGCUUACAAUGAAAGGAACUUUGCGCCUGAGCAUGUACCUUGGCUGUACUACGUGUCCAACAGUAUCGACAAACUGGAUGGAGAGGAUGUCUUGCAGACAACUGAUCUACCAACCGUAUACACAUUCGACCCGCUGUCAUAUCUGGAGUACAGGGUCGCCAGGUACUCGUUGGAUGGGAAUUUUAUUGGACUCAGCAAUGUUUUAAAUGGCAGACUGCAACUCUGUGCUGAUACAAGCAAGAAACUGAAUGCUGCCUUCACCUUCGGGACAUCAUAUAGUCAGACGUGCACAAUCAACGCUAUAGAUUUCUGGGAUCAGACGAAAUACCCACUUGAAUUCAUGGAUCUCUACCUGGAAGUGAACGAGGACGGAGAGGCCAAGUUGUUCCCAAUACCUGUUAACAUCCUCAACUACAAAAGUUUGGACGAAGGUGGCGAUGAGACCAACAGGGGAGUGGAUGCAAACAAGAUGCUGGUCAGGAGGUUCUUCAUGGUUGACAAUGUUGGCAACAUACCUGCAGCUGGAGGUCAAGCUGAAAUGGUCCGAUACAUCAAGUCGAUAGCAAUAAAUGUGCACCUGCAGUCAGGAACCACCCAGGGGGUUAUCUACCCACCUGCCUUAGACAUUGAGUAUGGCAAGGUGACACUUGCAGACGCUGAGGCCGGAGAAACUGUGGAUAUAAGUUUCACAGUGGAAUAUGAUUAUGAUCCAAAUGACUACAAGAGAAAUUUCCGGAUCUCUAUCGGUGUGUUGAGCACGCUGGGAGUGCUGUAUGCAGGGUACAAGACUUGGUGCUGGUCCAAGCGUGCUGGUCGGCCCAGUAUCGACUUCCAGACAAUUGUCCACUUCUUUUUCUACGGCUCUGGCUCCCUGGCCAAUGUGUUCUUUGUUGUAACCUUCGGCAUGGCUUUCUACUGGUUCAUCUUCUUUAAGCGUCAGAGUGUUGUAUACCUGGUCCACCCAACCGCUGCCCAGCUGAAGGACUGGACGGGGCUGUUUGGUGCGGCAUUUGCCCUAAAGUUCCUCGAGGUUGCCCACAUGAUCUUCAUGCAGUGCAUGGUCGAUGUAUUCUUCAUUGACUGGGAACGGUCCCGUGGAGUUGUCAACACCAGCGCUGACUCCACCAAAACCAAAGAGAUCCCAGUCUCGAUCUGGAGGACAUACUUUGUGGCAAACGAGUGGAACGAGAUACAGGCCAUCAGGAAAAUUAACAAGAUAUUUCAGGUGUGGGCUACAGUGUUCUUCCUGGUGGUUGUUGGAUUUGAGAAGACAGCAACGAGGGAUCCCGACGGCUCAGUGAGGAAAGAUGACGCCGACUACCAGUCUGAGUACAGCCAUGUGUACAGAUACGCUGUCGCUGUGCUAGUCUUUCUCAUUAUUGCCAUAGUUCAGUGGAUUUUCUUCACAUUCAUCUAUGAGCGAUUUUUCGAGGACAAAGUGCGCCAGUUUGUGGAUCUGUGUUCCAUGAGCAACAUCAGCGUGUUUGUGAUGGCCUACGCUCAGUGGGGCCAUUACAUACAUGGGAGAUCUGUUCACGGCAAGUCCGACACAAACAUGAGGGAAAUGUUUGACAUGAUGAAGAAAGAGGAGGAGGACCAAUGCAGCCAGCGAGGCCUCCUACCCAACGAAGAACAGCAGACCUUCAUGAUGGCCCUGCCUCGUAAACUACGCCAGAGAUAUGAGGCCCUCAGUCUCCCCGCGCGACUCGAGGCAGCUAGUCGUAUGGAACAGGGCCGUGGUGUGGGACCGGCCGCACAGAAGCAGGUGGAGGCUUACAACAAGAUUAACAGACUCCUCUCUGCAUUUGUAGACAGGUCUCUAAAGGACUGUGACUAUGUGGUGCGGCCCAAGAACUUCCUGGAGAGCAUCAUGGACACAGAGUUUGAUGACACCUACGAGACCGGCAUCUUCUAUAAUGAUGAUGGCCACUCAUUUGACCGUGUGUUGUUCUAUGGAAAUGAGAUGACGCUUAUCAUCUUUGACAUGCUCACAUUCUGUGUGGCAGACCUCAUCUUCCAGAACUACAUUGUUGCUGGUGUGAUCACAUACUUGCUGGCCGAGCUGGUUUGCAUGGGCCGGAAUGCAGGCGGCCAGAAAAACCUGGCAAAGAAAACUCUCGUCGAUGAACGCUUCCUCAUCUAAUAAUGCUCCGGACCGCAUCUAUAACAACGAACUCACUCAGAUAUUGGGGGGAAAGUCUCAUCAUGUAGGAGUACAGGGGCACCUGGAUGGGUUAAAGAGCAUAGAUGGGGAUAUCCCCUCCCCCUACGGACAGGGAGGCCAUGAAACAAGGAACCGGGACCAACACAUUGACAAUAUUGGGUUGUAGGAACUGUCACUAGAGAUAAAUACCCCCUCCACUUCUCAUGGAUAGUAGCCACUUUUUUACCACUUCAGAAUGUAAAAUAUGUAUAUUUUUUGUGCUCAGAGAUUUGACCAGUCUCAAAAGCAAUUAUUGCAACCUGUUGAGGUUUUUCACUUGUUUCAUUUGAGCCAUGGGCUAUUAAUUAUUCACUAGAUACCAACUUUUUAUUGGUCAACUGAUGGUUUCAUUGACAAUUCAUGACUGGAGAAUUAGAACUGACCUGAUCUGUGGUUAUCUCAUGCCGAAUCUUAGGUAAGACUACAUAAUGCUAGACUGUGAUAUUAAUUAACGUUUCCUGUACGUGAGCUAGCAUACAUGAAUGAAUGGAAAUGUACACUGUUAAAAUUGUUUAAUGUUUUAUCAUUCUACGCUAUUUAUUGUGCAGUUAUAGCCAAUUGUAUGUUUAUUGCUGUUUUAAGACUUUGCUAUAUUGGUAAUGCUGAAGGUUGUGUUAAAAAGGUUAGAUACAUCUACUGAAAUUACAAAGUUUCCAGUAAUGUGAUGAUUACUUUUGGAGAUUUAUUUUCCGUCCAAUAAAAUGCCUCUUACAAUGAUGAAAGUUUUACAAUUGAUUGAAUCUCUUAUAGUGAUGUGAAAAAUUGUGUAACAUACAUGUAAUUGUUUUUCAGAAAAUUGUUUAUAGAUCUUAUUUCACCAUAGAAAUGAUUGCCUUUUAAAUGAACGUGAAAAAAUAGUGAUAGUUUGUCAAGAUUUAAAAACAAAAAUGCAGAAUAAAUCUAGUUUGUGUAUUAAUAAUAAAAACCUGCAGCAUGUUUGUGAUUUUUUACAUGUAUUAUUCCUUGAUUCUAGUAAACAGUCAUUUAAAUGCAUCGUGAUUGUGAUGAACCAAGCACCUUUUAAGUAACAUUUUUGUUAUGUCUGUAUUUCAAAGCCAACAUGACUAGCCAUAUAGUGUAUAUAGCGUUAGUGAUUUUUAAUAUUUAUUAUUCUAUUUUGAUUUUGUGCAUAUCAUUUUAUCAAAAACUUUUGUGUCUAUCAUUUUAAUAAAAUAUUUUGAC
Molecule: messenger RNA, 4236 nt
Organism: Mya arenaria
Lineage: Eukaryota; Metazoa; Mollusca; Bivalvia; Myida; Myidae
Product: meckelin-like
Exons: 23
Coding region: 10-2994 (994 amino acids)
Biological process (GO): cilium assembly
Cellular component (GO): MKS complex; ciliary transition zone
Source: RefSeq, a predicted model, not a curated record